AUGCUUCACUGUUGCCUGCAGACUCAUUCCUGGACGGUGGUUCUGCCUCAGCUGAUGUUCAGGGUGGUCUCCACCAACCUCAUCAGUUACCCUCACUGUGUCUCCCAGGCCUUCUUUAGUCACACUUAUGGCACGUCCUGCCACACGGUGAUGAUGAUCAUGGCCUUUGACAGGUAUGUGGCCAUAUGCCACCCUCUGAGGUACACCUCCAUCAUGAGACCCACCAUGGUGGGUAAGCUGACUGUGUCCGCAUGGAGCACAUCGAUAACCCUGAUCUCCAUCCCACUGGGCCUCACAAUACGGCUAAAACGCUGCCACUCUGUCAUUAUCCAUGGCUGCACCAACCCAUCCCUAUACAAGCUCUCCUGUGAGGAUGUAACCAUCAAUAACAUCUACAGACUAACCUUCACUGUGGCCCUGCUCAGCUCAUCCAUCGGCAGUGUGGCCUUCACGUAUUUCAGGAUCCUGAUCAGCUGUGUCUCCACAAAGAACAAGGAGCUCAACAAAAAGGCUGUGCAGACCUGCGCCUCCCAUCUGGUCCUCUACAUCAGUGUUUCUCAACCUUUUUUCAGUCACGGCACCCUUAAAAAGUAUGCUAAAUUUCAAGGCACCCCAGUCUAA
Messenger RNA from Conger conger (European conger), 621 nucleotides. Its product is annotated as olfactory receptor 1M1-like. Lineage: Eukaryota; Metazoa; Chordata; Actinopteri; Anguilliformes; Congridae. The record is from RefSeq and is a predicted model, not a curated record. Gene Ontology annotation, biological process: G protein-coupled receptor signaling pathway. The transcript is spliced from 2 exons. The coding region runs from base 1 to 621 and encodes 206 amino acids. Gene Ontology annotation, cellular component: membrane. Gene Ontology annotation, molecular function: olfactory receptor activity.